GAUGCGGCGGGUCACCCGCCCGAGCCCUCAUGACCUGCACGAGAGAUGCGCGACUGCAGCUGGGCCGGGAAGCCCUGCAGGCGGCGCCUACGCUGCUGGUCCCCGCAGUGCUACUGGGUGCCUUACUCGGCCUGGGCCUCGGCCUGUGGCUCGGCUGUCGUGCGAGGCGCUUACGCGCGCGACUCCAGAAAGAUGACACAAAACAUCUGCUCAGGAGUUCGGAGCCCCCUGCACAGAGCCUCCGGGACACUAGCUCCAAAGCCAGGAGGCGCCAGAGAGAAACCACUCGAGAUGAAGAUGCUCCUGAGGUGUGUGAGCCGUCCUUGAGUGGCAACAUCACGGCCUUUGCACUGAAAGCCAGAGUUGUCUAUCCCAUCAACCAGAAGUUCCGGCCUCUGGCUGACGGAUCCUCCCACCCAUCGCUGCAUGAAAACCUGACACAGGCAGCAGCCAUCCUGCCUCACAUUCCCCACCAGCCGGCAGAGGCCUCGCCAGCCAGCAGCCUGGGCAGCCUGAGCCAGGCUGGCAAGGAGGAUGGCAGCUCCUCCUCCAGCAUGCAGUCAACCUACAGCGACGACAGGGUCCUCCAGUGUGCCUUCCUCCGGGUGGGCAGCUUCCCUGAGAUUCUGGCCUAUGAGAGUGUAGAUAUUGACCUGUGUGUCUGCAGCCUUCACCUGAAAGACCUGCUUCAGGUAGACACGGCGCUGAGGCAGGAGAAGCACCUGAUGUUCCUUCAGAUUCUUAAAGCAUGCCUCCUGGAAUGUUUUCCUAAAAAGAAGCCUGAGGAGGAAUUAUACCAGAAGAUUCUUUCCAAACAAGAACAUGAUUUGGAGGAAUUAGAAAAAGGACUUCAGGCCAGAUUGGCAAACACAGAAAUGUUAGGUACCGGCGACUCUGGCUACGUUUCCCUGGCAGAUGUGGAGAGGAAGGAGAGAGAGCUCUCAGAGCAGCUCAUAGACAAUAUGGGAGCUUUCUGGAAGCAGAUGGAAAGCAUCCAGCCCAUUCUCAUGGACCAGCUUAAGUGUUCCAGCUCCAAAGCACGGCAGCUCAUGAUGACUCUGACGGGAAGAAUGAUUGUUGCUGAAGGACUGCUGCAUGACUCUCAGGACCUGCAUGUCCUGGACACUCUGGAGAGGACAAUGGGUCGAGCCCACAUGGCAAGAAUUGUAGAGUUCCUGAGGACCCAGAUCCAGGAGGAGACCAAGUGCCGGCUGGCCGCCAUCUCUCGUGGCCUGGAGCUGCUGACUGUCCAGGGGCAGCUGUCUGGGAGGCAGAAGGAGGAACUUCUGACCCAACAGCACAAGGCCUUCUGGGAGGAGGCAGAGUGCUUUGGCAGGGAGUUUAUGCAGCGGGGCAAAGACCUGGUCCAGGCGUCUCAGGCUCACCGGGCAGAGGCAGUGGCAGAGCUCACACGGGCCCAAGAAGAAGAACGGAGGAUUUUCCUGGCUGAUACCCAGCCAACCUCAGAUCCGGAAGAGUUCCUCAAGGCUUUUCAUGAGGUACUGGAGAGGCAGCGGCUGACACGGAGUGACCAGGACGGGGAGGAGGACACCAGGAUCACUGAGGCCAUGGCUGCCCUCUGCCAGGAGCUCUACUGUGGCACCAUGGAAACGUUCCAAAAGUUUGUGGACACCCUGUUUCUGAAGACCCUCCCGGAAGUGAGCAGCCUCCCUGUGGCAGAAUGCGAGGCCCUGAGGCAACAGGUCCAGGAACAGGCAGCAAGGCAACUGGGGCAGGCAGACCGAUUCCGCAGACGACAGUGGGAGCUCCUGUGUGACCUCUUGGAGCAGGACAAACGGGUGUGGCUGGAGGAGUGCACGCUCUCCACAGUGCUACAGAGGCAGCUGCGGGAUCACCACGAGAGCACCAUCCACAGGGUCCUGAGCAGAUUCAGUGGCCUCUCGGAAGAGUCCACACGAGGCAUCCUGCAGGGACAUGAGCUGCUGCUGUGCUCUGCUCUGCGCAGACUGGCCCUCCGAGGUACCACCAUCACUGCCCUGGCUCAGAUGAGGCUGUCUGGGAAGAAGAGGCUCCUGCAGGAGCUACAUGAGCAGCUGGCUUUAGAGCAGGGUGUGUCCCCAUGCCUGGAGGAGCAUCAAUGGCAGCUGCUCAGAGCCCUGGAGGCACGGAUCCUGGAGGAGACAGCCAGGUUGGAGGAUGAGGCACAGCAGACCGCUCUGCGACUCCAGCAGCAGCUGCUGGCGGAGGUACAGGAAGCAGGUCAGCUGCUGCAGCUGCACUCGGAGCGAGCCAUUGGGCAGGCGCUGCUGGUACAUGCUAGGAAUGUAGCCAGCAAAGGCCGGACCAGGGAUAAGGAAGACUUUAAGAGGACGCUGGUGGAGACGGUGGUGGAGAGUGUGUAUGUGACCAGCACUAGUGUCAACCGCCUUGUGCAGGUGCAUUACCAGGGCAUCGGGAAGCUCCUGCAGGCCCAUGAGGAACAAUUGCUGCAGCGCCUGAAGACCCUACAGGAUGAGAGAAUCAAUGCUUACAAGCUGUGGAAGAAGCAAGAAUUCAGUGACCCACCAUCAGAGAGCCAGACACCAGGCAGUACCCAUGGAGCGCCCCAGGCGGUACAGCAGAGGAUGACGUCACAGCGGAAGAAGCUCCUGGACCAGUUCACAAAGCACCAGCAGGGCCGCCUGAACUCUCAGAGGCAGAAGGCACAAGAGCUGGACCAGCUGGAAGCCCAGCUUGAGACCCAGCUGCAGGAAGCUGAGCAGACCCUUAUCUCAGAGCUGGCGACAUUGGCCCGAGUGCCCCUUGCUGAGAACAAGCCAUUCUCCAACAAGCGAGGCCUGCCAGAGAAGCCAGUAAGGACCAAAAGGAAGAAGCCCCCACCUCGGGAGAGAGAGGACCUGGGGCUACCAAACGAUGACCACCCUGCCUUGGCCGACCACUCCACAGGACCACUCAGUGCAAUGUACUCAGCAUCGCCACCCAUCCUUGUCCACAGCAGCGGAAGGCUGGGUCAGCAGGACGGCGAAGCUGGCGAUGGAGAAAACACGAGGAAGAUACUGCAGAAAAGAAGCAAUCUGUGAGCUGCUGAGACGGCCUGCCGUGCACCUCACUUCCUCUGUGUGACUGGGGGACAGAAGGAGAGGCCAGUCUUGAGAGAGGGGAUGCCACCUGCCUUAGAAAGAGAAGAUGGCGAGACAACAGCACCAAGUGCCUGGGAUCGGUGGGGACGGUGGGGACAUGCCCUUGAGAAUGUAGCAUCUCAGCUUUCACCCUGGACCUCUUGCCCUGAUCUCUUCCUCCCUCAGGAGGGCCCUCUACCCCUGCCCUCCAGCCUCACACAGUGUCUUGGUGCUACCUAACAGUCUGGUUAGAGAUUGGAGACCCUGAUUCCCAGCAUGCAUGAAGUCCUGCCCAUCAGGGUCUCAGCAUGGCUGGUAUUUUCCAGGCCUGAGGCCACUGUUUCACCUCCACCAUUCCACAGUCAUCUCCUGGUCCCCAGCUCUGGCUGCCAGGGUCCCGACUGGAACCAAGUUUUGGCCUUGCUAUUUCUAUCUGUUGGCUCAGGUAGCCCUGGGACCUGGGCACCCAAGGAUGUGUGAGUUCCAGGGCCGACGCUCUUGGCAUAGCAACAGAGUUCCAGACAGACCUGUUCUGAACCACUCAGAACAUGGGGAUCACUCUUGCCUGU
Molecule: messenger RNA, 3649 nt
Organism: Rattus rattus (black rat)
Lineage: Eukaryota; Metazoa; Chordata; Mammalia; Rodentia; Muridae
Gene: Evc
Product: EvC ciliary complex subunit 1
Exons: 21
Coding region: 30-3041 (1003 amino acids)
Biological process (GO): smoothened signaling pathway
Source: RefSeq, a predicted model, not a curated record